AUGAGCCCCCUUUGCACCAACUGCAGCAGCAGCAGCAGCAGCAGCAGCAGCGGAGCCGACCUGGCUUUUGCCAGCAUGUACUCGGCCCUCUUCCUGGUGGGCCUCCCGCUGAACGUGGCCGCCCUGUGCAUCUUCUUCUCCGGCGGGGCAGGCAGAUCCGCCACCAUCCUCUACAUGAAGAACCUGGCCGCCUGUGACCUGCUGCUGCUGGCCUCGCUCCCCCUGAGGGCCUAUUACUACAGCAGGCGGCCUCCGCUGCCAGACAAGGUCUGCGAGGUGACGGGGCUGCUGCUGCUGGUCAACAUGUACGGCAGCAUCUUCCUGCUGACCUGCAUCAGCUGGGACCGCUGCCUGGCCAUCUGCUUCCCGCUCAGCCGCCGGGCCCAGGCGCUGCGCCAGCACGCCAAGCUCAUCUGUGUCGGGGCGUGGGCCCUGAGCGUCGCGGGCACGAUCCCCUCCUACUUUGUGGUCAGGGGGAAGGGCCUGGGGGCCAACAGCACCCGGGGCGGGGCCAGCGGCGGGAGGCGCUGCUUCGACAGCCGGCCCCUCUACAUCACGGCCCCGGGGGUCUCCAGUGCCAUGGUGCUGUGCUUUGCCCUCCCACUGGCCAUCAUGGUGAUCUGCUCGUGCAGCCUGCUGCGGGCCGUGCACAGAAGCACCGCGGCCCACAUGGAGCUGGUCAGCGGGGCCAAGAUCCGGCAAAUGGUGGUGACCAACAUUGCCAUCUUCCUGCUCUGCUUCUUACCCUACCAUGUGGCUGUGCUUUGCUACCAGGUGCAAGCGCUGAAGGAAGGCCUGGCCUUGGUGUACCAGUCUGCCCUGCUCCUGGCCUGUGCCAAUGCGGCCCUGGACCCGCUGGCCUACUAUUUCACCACGGAGACCUUUCGGCACUUGGUGACCAGGGAGCACUUCCUGCGGGGCUGGGGCUCUCACAGCCACGCGGCUGGAGGGGCGGAGCUGCUCUCCCUGCCCAUGGAAGCCCCGCUCCAGGCCCCCGCCCUGCCCACAGCUGCCUUCCAUCCGGAGACGCCCUCCUGGGAUAGGGCCAGGGAGUCACCGCCCAGCAAGCAAUCCUGA
Hemicordylus capensis (graceful crag lizard) is the source of this 1077-nucleotide messenger RNA. Its product is annotated as lysophosphatidic acid receptor 6-like. NCBI's taxonomy places the organism in Eukaryota, Metazoa, Chordata, Lepidosauria, Squamata, Cordylidae. The record is from RefSeq and is a predicted model, not a curated record. Gene Ontology annotation, cellular component: membrane. Gene Ontology annotation, biological process: phospholipase C-activating G protein-coupled receptor signaling pathway; positive regulation of Rho protein signal transduction. Gene Ontology annotation, molecular function: lysophosphatidic acid receptor activity. The transcript has a single exon. Bases 1 to 1077 code for a protein of 358 amino acids.